AUGAACACAGAUGUGGUGGAAGUUGCAAAUGCACUAGCAAACCCGCAUCCAUUUCAGGUGCCUUCUUUCAUGCGGUUGUUGGAUUUGGAGGCUAUGCACGCACCGGAGUUUCUGCAGUAUAUGAACACAGCGCUUCCUGUUGUGGCGGAUGGUGAGUUCACAGUGGGGAUGGAAUUCAAUUCAAGGGAGGCAGUAAUCAAGGCAAUGAAAGAUUAUACCAUCCGGAGAGGUGUGGACUAUCGAGUAUAUGAGUCGGACUCGACGACAUUCUAUGCCAAAUGUACAGAAUAUGGGAAUGGUUGUGAUUGGUUGAUCAGGGUUACCAAAAUGCAGAAGAAGUACUGUUGGGAGAUAAGGAGGUACAAUGAAAGUCACACUUGUAUCAGGUCUACUAUUUUUCAAGACCAUUCGAAGCCGGAUUCCAAGACAGUUGCAGAAGUAAUUAAGCCAUUGGUAGAGGUUGACCCGUCUAUAAAGGUGAAAUCAGUAAUUGCUGAAGUCCAGUCAAAGUUUAACUACACCAUCAGUUAUCGCAAGGCUUGGUUAGCGAAGCAGCAGGCGGUGGAAUUAAUUUUCAGAGGUUGGGAAGCAUCAUAUGAAACUUUGCCCAUAUGGUUUGAGGCCAUGAGUCACAAGGAGCCAUCAGCAGUGGUUCACUUUGAAACAAUGCCUGCUUACCAGGGGGAUGAUUUGGUUCCUGAUAUACGUGUACUGCAUAGAGUCUUCUGGAGUUAUUACCCUUGUAUAAGGACCUUCAAACACUGCAAGCCAGUGGUGCAGGUGGACGAGACUCAUUUGUAUGAAAAAUACAAGGGUUGUUUAUUAGUUGCUGUCUUACAAGAUGGUAAUAACAACAUCGUGCCUAUUGCAUUCGCCAUAGUAGAGGGAGAGACUUCUGAUGCAUGGUACUUUUUCCUUAGUAACUUGCGUCAACAUGUGGUGACACAUGAUGGAUACUCGAGGACGAUCAGGGAGUACCAGAUGCGCUAUGAACGAUUAAAGGAACGGGGUGAGGCUUACACCAACUGCCUUGAUCGGAUCCCACGUGAGCAGUAUGCUUUGGCAUUUGAUGGUGGAUACCGAUGGGGUCAUAUGACCACCAAUCUUGUGGAGUGCAUCAACUCCGUCUUAAAGGGUGCACGCAAUCUCCCGGUGACUGUGCUUGUUAAGGCUACAUUUUACAGACUGAAUGAGUUGUUCACUAGGAAAAGAGCUGAGGUUGAAGCCCAAAUUAAUGCUGGACUUGUGUUCUCUGAGAUGGUGACCUCCAAGAUGCAUGCAAAUCAACGAGCAUCGGAUAACAUACAGGUUAGUUGUUUUGAUAGAGAAAAUGAAGUAUUUGAGGUACGCGAGAUGCCAAGUGGGGUUGAAUAUGCAGUUUACCUACGCCACCGUCGUUGCGACUGUGGUGAAUUCCAGGUUGACCGAAUUCCGUGUCGACAUGUGUUUGUUUGUUGUACAAAUCAGCAGUUGGACUGGCAAGUGUACGUUCAUGAUGUAUACAAGAUGGACCAAGUUUGA
Molecule: messenger RNA, 1521 nt
Organism: Arachis stenosperma
Lineage: Eukaryota; Viridiplantae; Streptophyta; Magnoliopsida; Fabales; Fabaceae
Exons: 3
Coding region: 1-1521 (506 amino acids)
Molecular function (GO): zinc ion binding
Source: RefSeq, a predicted model, not a curated record